Messenger RNA from Aspergillus clavatus NRRL 1, 1137 nucleotides. RefSeq names its product putative polyphenol monooxygenase. The transcript has 6 exons. Lineage: Eukaryota; Fungi; Ascomycota; Eurotiomycetes; Eurotiales; Aspergillaceae. Gene Ontology annotation, molecular function: oxidoreductase activity. The record is from RefSeq and is a predicted model, not a curated record. Bases 1 to 1137 code for a protein of 378 amino acids.
AUGCAUCCUGGCUUAAGCAUCCUGUUCUUUGCUCUGUCGGCAGCCGCCAAGAACACGACGAUUGGACUGGAGACGACGGAAGAGGGCAGCAAAUCAGUGACGGUGCCGAUGGAUGAUUGUCAUAAUCUGGGCGAUUACGAGGUGUUGACGGUCUCGGUCAAGACGCCGUGUCGCUUCUUCACGGGGGCAUUGACUAAACGAGAGCGCACGGGGUACAUCGAUGCGGUGUUCUGCAUGCGAAAGCUGCCGUCGGUCCUACCCGGUGAUAAGUAUCCAGGCGUGAAGGACCGAUUCGACGACUUCGUCGCAACGCACAUCAAUUACACCUCGAACAUCCACAACGACGGUCUCCUCCUCCCCUGGCACCGACACUUCUUGUACCUCUUCGAGAAGGCCUUGCGCGAUGAAUGUGGAUACACUGGCCACCUGCCGUACUGGGACUGGUCGCGCUAUGACAAUGUCAAUCUCACGCACACGGCCCUCUUCGACAACAGCCCCACCUCGCUCUCCGGCGACGGCGCCUACAACCCCAACGAACAGACCAUCUGCACCCCAGAAGGCUGCAUGGGCCGCGGGACCGGCGGCGGAUGCGUGACGGGCGGCCCCUUCGCCGACUGGCCCACGCAUCUGGGCCCCUUCCAGCUCGUCAGCCUGGACCAGCUAUACCGACCGCUCUCGCAGGACGCCUUCCGCUACAACCCGCGGUGUCUGCAGCGCAGCUUCAACCAGGUGCUGCUGCGGCGCUACACCAACGGAUCCGUCGUGCAGGACAUGCUGCGCUCGCGCACCAUCUCGGAGCUUCUGCGCGUGCUCGAUCCCAGCGUGGCCGGGCAGGUCGGUGCGCAUCCGGCCGGCCAUAUCGCCUUGGGCCCGACGAUGACGGACGUGUUCUCGUCGGUGCAGGACCCGGUGUUCUUUCUGCAUCAUGGUAUGGUGGACCGGAUCUGGACGCUGUGGCAGGACCAGGGCAUUGAGCGGCGGUAUGCGCUGAACGGGACGGGUUGGAUCUACGAUCCGCCAUGGGCGCCGUUGCUGACGCUCGACACGGAGGUGGAGUUUGGGAUUCUGGAUCGGGCAAGGAAGAUCCGGGAGUUGAUGGAUCCGCGAGCGGGGGAUUAUUGCUAUUUCUAUGUAUAA